Aspergillus aculeatinus CBS 121060 is the source of this 2238-nucleotide messenger RNA. Its product is annotated as Zn(II)2Cys6 transcription factor. Bases 1 to 2013 code for a protein of 670 amino acids. Lineage: Eukaryota; Fungi; Ascomycota; Eurotiomycetes; Eurotiales; Aspergillaceae. Gene Ontology annotation, biological process: DNA-templated transcription; regulation of DNA-templated transcription. The transcript is spliced from 5 exons. The record is from RefSeq and is a predicted model, not a curated record. Gene Ontology annotation, molecular function: DNA binding; DNA-binding transcription factor activity, RNA polymerase II-specific; zinc ion binding.
AUGUCAUCCACAGAUUCUUCUCUAAGAGGAAAAGCCGCUUCCAGAACGAGAGGGAGAUAUACAAGCAAAGCGUGUGAGGAAUGUCGACAACGAAAAGCGAAGUGUGAUGGGAAGAAACCUCGCUGUUCGAGAUGUGCUCAUCAUGAUGCACGAUGUCAAUACUCUGGUGCAGAAGAUGGCCGUCGGCCUGCGCCAAAGUCCUACGUGCUUCUUCUGCGGCAGCGAAUCGCGUCUCUCGAGAAGCAACUGGAAAGUCAUGGCAUUGAUCCUCAAGCAAGCCAUGCCUCUGGAGCAAUUGAUGCGGGGUCCCCUCAUGAAGACCAUGAUCCUCAGAUGUUCAACAUGAAGAAUGCAUCAAUAGAGGAAUUAUGCGAUUACCUCAAAGGUCGCUUGUCCUUAGAUGAGUCAAUGAACUUCGAGCAGGACGGGGAGAUGAGGUACUUCGGACCAACAAGCGGACGACUCAAGUUCGAAUCCCCGGGGCCGGAAGAGAAAGAGGAACUGGAGAACGCCUACUCCGUUCCUGAGCUAGAGCCCGUCCUGCAGAGCAUUGAUGAAUUUCUCAACUUUCCCCUUGUGGAUCCUGCCUUUGAGGAAAUAGGCAUUUCUAAAGCGCUCCAGGACGAGCUCAUCGAUCUCUACUUUACCUGGGAGCAACCGUGGUACCCCAUCGUGGACGAAACCCUCUUUCGAGAAAGUAUGGAGAAGCAGGGCCCGUAUUGGAGUCUGCUCCUUCAUUACUCCAUCCUUGCGCUUGGAUCCCGGUAUUCGGACAACCCAGAGGUUCGGAGUAACCCUAGCGACUCGAACACAGCCGGAUUACCUUUUUUUGAAAAGGCCAAGACCCUUUUACAUCAGGAAAUGGAGCAUCCUACAUUCCUGACAAUUCAAGCGUUGGGGGUCAUCGGGAUGGUCUACGUCGCCAUAGGCUUGGACGCAGCUGGAUGGCUGCAUCACGGGAUGGCUAAUCGGCUGAGCCUUGAUAUUGGGCUAAAUAUGGAUCCCGCAGUCUUCGAAAGGACGAUACAAAUGACUGGCCGGGAACUUCGCCUCAGACGACAAGUUUAUUGGACGCUGUACUGUCAUGACAAGUUGUUUGCCACGUAUACCGGUCGGGUCUGCUCAAUGCUCGAUCAACAAGGAGCAGUUGAGCUGCCGUCAAUAAUGGAUGAAGAUCAACAUAUCCAUGGCCGCACGCCAGAAAGCAUCCAAAGGGCACGGAUACCUCUACUGCGAGCCAUGACAGCUUUAUGUCGCAUAAAAGAAAGAAUACUCACAUCACUAUGGGCUCCGAGGCAUCUGACCAAACCACCGGAACGAUUGAACCUCCUCCGGACUUGCCUCUUGGACCUGCGGACAUGGUUCUAUGACCUACCACAGGAGCUUCGAAUCGACCGCUCUAAUGACGUCCCGCACGUCUACACAUUACACAUGCUAUACCAUACCGCACGAAUCCUCCUCACUCGGCCUUUCAUAGUCCAUUCGGCCGAGCAUCAACGCGCAGCAGGGUCCAGCGAACUCAUGACCGUGGCCAAGGCUGUCUGGCGCGAGUCCGCCAAGGCGAUGUGUCUGACGGCUCAGAAAUACCGCCGAGUGUUCCAGAGCUUCCACCGCAGCCCGAUUUCCGCCAUGCAUUGCACGCUCUGUGCUGCGGUGGCGCUGCUCGAAGAUCAUGAGAGUCCCUCCAAUGUCACCCACCUCGCUAGUUGCAUUACUGUGCUGGACGAACUGUCAACGUCCUGGCAUCCGGCUCUCCUCAUCAGAAACAACCUGCGUCGACUGUGUCCAUCGAUAUCCACGCAGGUAACGCCAGGGUCUGAAAAUAGCUCUGAUAAUAGUUUCGAGACCCGGGACCUCGAAGCCCGGCCUGGUAUGCCCGAUCCUUCCACUUUCCGGGCUGACGCCGGAUGGCAGACCAGCAGCGGUGGUGGUUUGGCGCCUUGGAGUCACCUGCCCGGUGAUUACGGACUGUUUGACUUGCUUAAUCAUACCACUUGGGAUCGACCUUUGUAGAAGCUUAUAAUAUCUAUUCAGUGUCCUCUAUGAUGUCGGAUGAAGAUGGUUGGAUCAAAAGUCUACUUCCUCUCCUAAUAGUUGUUGAUUUUCCAGGCAUCAACUUACUACAGCACCGUACGAGACUUGGUUGUGCUGCUUCCAGCCUCAGGCAUCAAUCAUCCUUGCCAGUGCAUAAUGGUACUGCUGGCACGGUCAAUUUUAGCGCCUACCAGACAAAUCUCG